Molecule: messenger RNA, 1897 nt
Organism: Juglans regia (Persian walnut)
Lineage: Eukaryota; Viridiplantae; Streptophyta; Magnoliopsida; Fagales; Juglandaceae
Product: amidase 1
Exons: 9
Coding region: 94-1431 (445 amino acids)
Source: RefSeq, a predicted model, not a curated record
AAAGCGUAAUACGGUAAUGAUACGACAACGUUUUAUUUGGUAAAGUGGUAAAAUUGGCCUUGGCUGCACCACUUUAAUCCGUUUAAAACACGUAUGGCAUGGCAUCCGUCAGGGAGCUUAGUAACGGACAUGGCAAGAGACUCAGAUUAUGGAGCUUUCGUGGAGAAGUUCCUGCUCCAACCAAGCUCUUCACCUCAUGAGCUUCCCUUGAAUUCCCUCACCUUUGCCGUUAAAGACAUAUUUGAUGUGGAUGGAUAUGUGACUGGGCUUGGAAAUCCUGACUGGUCGAGAACUCAUGCGGCUGCCACAUCAACAGCCCCAGCCGUUUUGGCCGUAUUAAGGGGAGGUGCUACAUGCAUUGGUAAAACUGUAAUGGAUGAAAUGGCAUACAGUAUAAAUGGAGAAAACAUACAUUAUGGAACACCUAGAAAUCCAUGUGUGCCUGAUCGGGUACCAGGAGGAUCUUCCAGUGGGUCUGCUGUUGCAGUUGGUGCAAAGCUUGUAGAUUUCGCCUUAGGAACCGACACUGGAGGAAGUGUAAGAGUACCUGCAUCAUAUUGUGGAAUUCUGGGGUUUCGGCCUUCACAUGAUGCCAUCUCUACUGCUGGAGUUAUUCCCAUGGCACAAAGUUUUGAUACAGUGGGAUGGUUUGCCAGGAACCCUGUGAUUUUGAAUAGAGUUGGACGAGUAUUAUUGAAUUUACCAGAUGUGGAUCCUGUUAAACCGACUCAGAUAAUUAUUGCUGAGGAUUGUUUCCAGCUUUCAACCAUUCCAAGUGAUCGAGUUUCUCAGCCUCUUAUUAAAUCAGUGGAAAAGUUAUUUGGGGGUCAUCUUCUAAAGCAUGCAAUCCUAGGGGAUUAUGUCAAGGACAAAGUUCCAAGCUUAAAACCCUUCUUGAGUGGAGGAAAGGCAGAUCAAGAGCAUAAUAUACCAUCUUUAGCUGCACUUUCAAGUGCCAUGCGGUUACUCCAGAGGUAUGAAUUCAAGAUUAACCAUGGUGAGUGGGUUUCUACUGUCAAACCUGAUCUGGGUCCUGGGAUAUCAGAGCGGGUAUGGGAAGCUCUUAAGACAACGGAUGUCAAUGUGGAUAUCUGCCACUCAGUAAAGACUGAAUUACGGGCCGCUCUUAUUGCUCUUCUAGGGGAUUUUGGUGUCCUAGCAAUCCCCACAGUUCCAGGGCCUCCACCAAAAUUACAAACAGAUCCAGCUCCAUUGGAAACAUUCCGUGCAAGAGCUUUUAGCUUGCUCUCAAUUGGUGGGGUAUCUGGAUUCUGCCAGGUGAGCAUACCACUAGGUCUGUAUGAUAAUCUUCCUGUGGCAAUAUCCUUGUUGGCCAAACAUGGUUCAGAUGGGUUCCUGCUUAAUCUUGUCAAAACUUUGUAUGACACUCUCGAAAAAGAGGUUGGAAUUGCUGAGAGAACGAGUUACUGAACUCUGUCUCAUCUGAUCACAGUCUCAUCCUAAGAUUUAAUUGUAAGUCCUAUAUCCUGCUCAAAAGAUAUUAUUAUACCGGGAAAAAGGUUCAGCUUGCUUGCAGUUUUUGUGCCACAUAGGCUUCUCCUUGGAACUUCUCUAAGGGACUCUGAAAGGUAACUGAUAACUACUUGAAAAUUGAUUUAUUGCACAAAAAACUGCAGUCUCAUUUCCAACAGAAUGGAUUAACCUCAGAGACCAGGACUUUCUCCGGUUCUACUUUCAGUUCGAGAUGAUCAGGGAAUGUUGCCCUUGCCCAGGGAUGUUAGAAUUCCUUUUCUGUUAAGAGUUAAUGUUGCAGAUUUAAAAGUUUGUCUCUAUAACUUAGCCCAAAAUCUAACAUAAUACUGGGAUUAUAUUGAAUCAUGUUGACAAGUUGGUACAGUAUUGAUCUAUCUGAAAACCAACACAUGUUUGUUUAGAA